AUGUAUUACAACUAUAAGAAAUACUUCUCUAUCGUAUUGCAAGGAGUGGUAGCAGCAGACUACAGGUUCAUUUGUAUCGAUGUUGGAGCCUAUGGAAAGCAGAGCGAUAGUGGUAUCUUUGGAUAUUCUAACUUAGCCAAACAGCUUGAACGUGGGGCCCUUAAAGUGAAUUGCGAGACAGAACUACCUGGUACUGAAUUACCAGUACCCUAUGUUCUAGUUGGGGAUGAGGAGUAUCCCUUGAAAACAUUUUUGAUGCGCCCUUACCCUCAAAGGAGGCUAGGAUCUGAAGAAGAAAUUUUUAAUAAGCGUUUGGCACAUGCAAGACAAGUGGUAGAGUGUGCUUUCGGCAUAGUGAGUAAUAAGUGGCGAAUACUUCUGAAAGCAUUGGAAGUUACUCCCGAGCGAGCAGAACAGAUUGUAAAAUGCAUUUGCUUAUUACACAAUAUAAUAAUAGACAAAGAAGGAAUGACAGAUUUACGACCUACUACAGUUGAACCAAGUAACCCUCACUUAAAUAGAUUUGCUACCAGAGGUGAAAAUAGAAGUACUGCUAGGGCCUGUGAUGUAAGAGACACUUUCAAAAUGUAUUUUGUAAACAAUCCUUGA
This is a messenger RNA of Cryptotermes secundus, 609 nucleotides long. Its product is annotated as protein ALP1-like. The record is from RefSeq and is a predicted model, not a curated record. Lineage: Eukaryota; Metazoa; Arthropoda; Insecta; Blattodea; Kalotermitidae. The transcript has a single exon. The coding region runs from base 1 to 609 and encodes 202 amino acids.